AUGAGUGUCGAGUCGAGACCUUCGAGGGCUAGGGACAAAGGUCACGUGACUCUGAGGUGGUACAGUCAUCCUGACGGCAUGCCGACAGCGCGUGUCAAUCCCUACGCCAGAGUGCCUAGAGAAGGUAUAAAACGGCCCGACCUGCAGCACACGUGCUUACUUCUCUUCCUGCGGCUUCGGCCUCACGUUCUCCACCGCUCCGCAUGUGCCAAAUAA
This is a messenger RNA of Protopolystoma xenopodis, 216 nucleotides long. The record is from the annotation of a GenBank genome assembly. NCBI's taxonomy places the organism in Eukaryota, Metazoa, Platyhelminthes, Monogenea, Polystomatidea, Polystomatidae.